GUCUGAAAAGGAUGCUCCCAGGCAACCCUAGCACAUACUGAGUACGUGCUAUCAGGCCCAUCUGUACAGGGCCUUUAUUGAGCUAGUUAGUGCAGUUUGGACAGUGUUUCACUUACCCUAAGUAUUGAAUGCCAGCAUGGUGAAUCUGAAAAGACAUGCAUACAGGAUCAGGUACUUUUUUUGCUAUGUAACCCUAGCUUGCUUUGACCCUGGAAUUUCAUUUUCCGUUUGAAUAUACUAGUUAUAGGAAGGCUGUUUAACUGCACAGCUUUUGCAUUUCUCUUAGGAUGAAUCUGUCUUGCAGAGUAAGACAGAACAGCUGGUUCUGAUCACAACAUAGGGCUAGGUUGUAUGAGCCCAACAAUUGGUCAAAUUGGUUUUUUGGAUUACAGAUCCCAGAAUCCACCAGCCAACAUAACUGUUGGCCGGAGAGUUCUAGGAGCUGUAUUCCCAACCACUCCCCAUCCCUACAACAGCAGCUUUCCCAAGCUCUGCAUGAAUCUUUCUCAACGUUACUAGAACUUCAGAACGAGCACAAACCAGAUGUUUGUUUUGUUUAGCCCAAGCUUCUAUUUCCAGCAGCAGCCAGGUCUAAGAGGUUUAUAAGCAGGAUAUAAUGGGUAACAAUACUGCCCUGUGCUUUACCCUGGCAUCUAGUAUAUUGAGAAAUAUGAACGUAAUGCUGGCUUAUUACAUAGCACAAUACAUUGCUAUGUUAUGUCUCAUAUCCACCCAAGUGCAGUGUAAUUUACUAAUCAGGUGCUGGAGAGAGGAAAAAAGUCUUUCUUCCUCGCCACAUACUUUUACUAAUACUCCUAAACCCACAAAGGCGCGUGAUUGCUCUUUUUCUGAUUCACCUUUUGGAAAGCUGCCCACACUAUGGGGCUGUUUACUGUUGACUUUGUAAUCUUGUGAGUGGUAGUCUUAACUAUUUCUCUCCCCCCCCCCCCCCCGCCAAUCUUUGUUUGCAUCUUGCACUGUUUUCUCUAACUCACUCACUUUCCAAAUACUAUUGUGUUUUUAAACACUGAGCACCUAUGUGGGUCAGACAAAUGGGCAGAAAAACAAAAUAGAAGCUAAUAUUGGGCUAUGAUUCUUGGCAUGGGGGACAAAAAGAAUGAUUCAAGAGAAGGAAAUGUGUGUGGAGUAGAUGCUACUUCCCUGAAGCUGAGAUAACUUUCCAGAGGUUUGCAUACUCUCCUACAGUGUAAUGUAGCCGGCCGCUAAUCGCGGAAAGAGCUGACUAAUGGCAGAAUUACUUAUGACUACGUUGCUUUGAAUGCUAACAUGCUUGGCUGUUAGUGCUGCUCUCUGGAAUGAAGAUAAAGAUAUGUCUUUAAUGAACAAGCUUCCCUACUGCUCAGUACUUCCACAUUUUAUCCCUCUGAACAAACGUUGAGGAUUUUUGUUUCUCAGGUUAGAGGGAGAGAGAAAAAGUUUGGUGUAAUUCCUGACACUCUAUUUGCUGUUGUCUCAUUUUCGUGGUGGAGCUGGUAUGAGAAGUUUACAGUUGGUUCUGCCAUGAACAAGCAACUACUGUCAAACAAGAUGCCAGCAGAGUUUAGGAGCAUGUGUGUGCUGCUGCCAAACCGAGACCAGCUCAACGUGACUGUCGGGGUAAAAGCAACUGGACAAGAACUUUUUGACAAAGUUUGCGACAUUCUGAAAAUUAAAGAUCCUCACUUCUUUGGCAUCAGUGUUGUAAAAAACAAUGAAUAUGUAUUUAUUGACCUGGAGCAGAAGCUUUGUAAAUACUUCCCAAAGGAGUGGAAGAAGGAAACAAGCAAAGGAACAGAGAAGUUUAGCCCUCCUUUGGUUGCUUUCUUCAGAGUACAGUACUAUGUAGAAAAUGGACGCGUCAUAAGUGACAAGGUAGCCCGACAUUAUUACUACUGUCAUCUCAGGGAACAAGUCCUGAGGUCUCGGUGCACAGACAAAGAAGAAAUCUAUUUUCUGUUGGCUGCGUAUGGUCUGCAGAUUGAUGUGGGUGACUACCGGGAAGACUUUCACAGAGAAAACUAUUUUGAGCCCCAGACCUAUUUCCCACAAUGGAUAAUAGCAAAGCGGGGUAGUGAUUAUAUCUUGAAGCACGCUCCCAAGAUGCACCGAGAACAGCAAGGCCUGUCGACCAGAGAAGCUAUCUUGAAGUAUGUCAAGGAGUCAUGCUUGCUGGAAGAUGUACCUGUCCACUUCUACAGAUUGCAGAAGGAUAAGAAGGAGGAACGUCCUACAAUCAUCCUGGGUCUGACCCUUAAAGGGAUGCACAUUUAUCAGGAAGUGAAUCAUGUUCGCCAGCUUCUCUAUGACUUCCCCUGGUCGUAUGUUGGGAAACUUGCAUUUCUGGGGAAAAAAUUUGUGAUCCAGCCCGAUGGUUUGCCUUCUGCCCGAAAACUGGUUUACUAUACUGGCUGCCCUUUCCGGUCUCGACAUUUGUUGCAGCUGCUUAGCAACAGUCACCGGCUAUUUCUUAACAUCCAGCCUGUACUUAAGCAGAUCCAAAUGAUGGAAGAUGCAGAAGAGAAGAAACGAUAUCGGGAAUCCUACAUCAGUGAUACAUUGGAGAUGGAUCUUGAUCCAUCAGACAAGCGUUCACACGACAGCGGAAGUAGCAGAGGCAGCGAGAGAAAUAAUCGGUUAUCUCGACAGUCAACAGAUAGUCAUGGCAGCUCCCACACUUCUGGCAUUGAGGCUGAUUCAAGACACCGGAUAUCUGUGGAGAUGUCAGUGGAUGAGCCCUUUGGGAUGAGUCGGGUUCAUCAGAAGGAGCAGUCUUGUAGCUCAAACAUCAGCUGUGGCAGUUCUGGCAUUGAUAGUGGUGGCAAAGAGAGAGCAGAAGAUGACUCUCAGGAUGAUGAAGUUGAAUUAGUAGUGGAUGAACCAGAAGAGGUACCAGUGGAUGAGCCACCAUUAGAAGAAACUAUCCGUGAAGAAUCUGUUGAUUCUCAGGCAGAAAAUGACAUGAAUAAGAACUCUCUUUCAGUAGUACAAGUCACAUUAAUAAAGGUCAAAGGCCAAAGUGUGGAAUCCCUUUGUCAGAUUACACAGCCCAAAGUUAUGAAGUACCCUGACAAGCAUAGCCAGAGUCUAGAUGACAUUCGUCUUCACAAGUGUCUUCAUCCACCACUCAGUGCUACUCUGUCUUCGGAUACCUCGCACAGCUAUACCUUUGGUUGCACAUUAGAGGAUAAACUGGCCAGCUACGGAUGUGUUUAUUCAACAGCAGACUGUAAAACCAAGUCAGCUCUCUAUGGAAAGAGGUCCAUGAACUGUUUGUCACUGGAUCUCUUGGGAGAAGAUCAGCUCCCAGAGGAAUUUGUGGUGUGAUCACACUGGGUCCAUGUCACUGAACAGCAUCUAGAAAAAAAUGAAAUGAUUGUUGGUCUGAUAGAAAAGAGAAUUCAUUCUCUCUCUGUAUCUCUAUACCUCAUAAUGUGGGAAAGUUGUUUUCCUUAUUGUUGCCUCUCUGUGGUUUAUCCUUUUUUUUAUGCAGCAGAGCUGAUCAAAGUACAAGUUAAUAAUUGAAGUACAUCCUCUUCAGUGCUCCAGUACUAGAGGAAAGAGAUCCUUGACUAUUGGCAAGAAUACGUUUCUCACUAAAACACCUGGUGGGCAAAUGAUUCAAACUAAUAAAUACAACUGGCGGACACACAACAUUUGCUUGCUGUUUUUACACAAACUGGUUUGCUGUAUUGUGGGUUUUCCCCCCACACUGUUUCAGCAUGUGUAAUUUUUUGGGAGGUUGAUUUUCUAGAAUGUACCUUCAUCAACUGUCUGCCAAACAGAUGCUCUGUAAUGUUGUGGGCUUCCUAAAGUGGAAAACCUGCCUUGUGUCAUAAGCAAUUUUCAAGGUGUUUGCCCAAACAUUUCUGAAAACAAUAUAUCGGUAUAUAUUUUACAUCCUCAGUAGGCUAUUUGGGGAGAGAGCAUCACUUUGAGACUUUGCCACUGCUUGUUUUAGCUUUUGUCUGCCCUAUUCUAAGCCAUUUCUUGAAAAAAUGACCAGAAAAACAACUGAUAUUAUUCUUAGGGAUAAGUAGCAUUUUAUACCAUAAUGUUUGUAACAUGCUGAAAUUCAUCAUGCCACAAUAUGUUAGAAAAAUUUUAUAAGUACUGUAAAUAAAUGCCACAAAUUGCUUAGAAAUGAUAAUACAGGUCAGUAAUUUCUGUAGGACUGGUCCAUGACUUUCCCAGAGCUGUAAAAUAUGACAAUUUUCCCUUCAGGUUCAUGGACAGUGUGCAUUGAAAUCCCAUUGAUUUCAGUGAGACAUGAGCUUGUUAAACCAUCUAGAAGAUGGUAUGUACAGAAGGUAGGGAAAGAAUCCUGCUAAUUAAUUCUGUUAACUGAUCUUGAUUCUGAAAUCUAGUUAAUCCCAACAUUGUUUCACCAAAAAUACUGUCUUAACUUUUACGAGCCAUGCAACAGGGCACUUCAUAUCUUCCCAAUAUAUAUAUAUAUAUAUAUAUUCCUCAGAGGUCAGUUAAUACACCCAUGUUCAUCACUCACUGCCUGUAGAAUCAAGCAGAAAUGACCUGCUUGUAUGUGUGUACUAGUUGCAGUCCAACAACAUGUGGGGCCUUUCCACACUACACACUAUUCCAGUAGAAAACAAUGUGAAUGGAGUGAAAGGAGAGGGAAUUUAUAAUUGAAGGAGGAACUCUCAUUGGCUACAUUUCUCUGUAACUCAACAGCAUCAUAGUUCCACAUGCAAACCUAUAUGAGGCUAGCCUAGAUGAAAUGUCAAACCGGAAUGCUCUGUCUCUCUUUCUCUGUUCCCUCCCAUGCAAAUUACAGGGACAGGUCCAAAUGAGAAUCCCAACAAGGGGCACAGUGUUAAAAGCCUUCUUUUCCCAUACCUUGGGUCUUAUCCAGAUCAUCCUGCCCUACACCUGUUUUUUUUUUUUUUUUAAAAACAAUUGCUAAUUGAGUAACUGGUGUAUCUUCUUGUUUGGCUCCCAGUGUUAGGUGGCAAUGAAGGGAGCAGUCAAGAGAUGUAUCUAACUGAGUUAAUCUAUCUCAAAUCUUUCCAAGUAUUUUCUUUUCUCCCUUCAGUUUAGUUCUGUGUUGUUCCAAGUAUGGCUGAGCUUUGAUGGUAAAUCUGAGAAUGUAAUUCAAGUAGUGUACCAUUAUCUUAAUAGUAUUAUUCCUCCUUUUGGCAGUAGAAUAUUUAUUUUGCCCACCCCAACUUUGAUCACUUGAACAUUUCUUUCUGGAUUGCCUGUUGCCAUAGAAAUAAAUUAAAGGGUCAAAGAAACCCAUUUCCCACAAAAUUGUAGGGCUAGAAAAAACUAGUAACAUCUACAACAGUGGAGUUUUUUAGUUUUUGUUUUAAUGUCUCUCCAAACAUUUAAAGAGAAUGGAGGAGGAGGAGGAGCAGUAGCAGCAGUGUGGAUAAAGAUCACCAUUAUGGCACAUUUUAUUUUCUUGUGUACCUACUUGCAAAACGGAUGAGAAAUCAGCAGCAAGUUCUGAGAACUACCUGAAAGAAAAGUCACUUUCACAAUCUGCAUGAGAAUAAAUAGAAGCCGAUUUUUAGGGGUUCAUGCAGAAUCUCUUCCCAGUAGAUUAUGGUCCCUUACUACCUUUUGCCAAUUUGACUUUCAGUGAUCCUAGUGAACCAGUUAAUCACCCUCGAUGCCCAUGUAUGAGAAUCAUACAGAUGUUGUUAGUCUGCAACUCUCAGUAUUCCUUCACCAUUGGUUGUUCUGGCUUGAGAUACUGGGAGUUGCAGUCCACCUACAUGUGAUGCCUUUCCACACUACACAACUAAAACAUUAUAGUUACACAUUAACUGCCAUAGCUGCAUUCUAUGGAAUGCUGGGUUUUGUAGAGUAUGGUGUUCUCUGGUUGGGAAUUCUAAAUACCAUUCCUAAAAUUCAAAUCCCAGGAUUCCAUAGGAGGUUACUAUGGCAGUUAAAAUGGAAUAAUAAUGCUAUAAUUGUGCAGUGUGAAAGGGCCCCUGGAGAGCCUCAUGAUUCCAUACCUCUCGGUAAUUUUAUUUAUAAGAUCUGCUCCAUUGAGCAGUCAUGGCAACCCCUACUGCCCUACCUCCAUCUUCAAUAAAUGCUUUUACACUAUAUCCACUUUGCACACACAGGACAAAUCUGUGCCAUCCCUAUCAGUUGUUCCCAUUGCAUGUUGCUCAUUGCUUCAAGCUAUUAUAUACUCUUUCUCUCUCUCUCUUAAAUCUAUAUAUUCAUAUUGAUUUCAUUUUAGUAAGUGAGAAUGAAAAUCUUGCAGUUUUUCAUGUGCCUUGACCCAGUUUUUCAAGACAGGUAUAAUGAGAUGGUGAGAUGGUGCUCAAUAUGAGAACUAGUUCUCUCCCGAGAGUCAUGAAAUCCAGCAGUGAUCCUGCCAAACAUAAGUUGCUUGAUGUCUCCUGUUGAAAAGGUAAUAUGAGAAUCUGGGCCAAUAGUGAUACAAACUUGUCUUAAUGAAAUUUCUCCAAGCACUGCAAUGAUUAUUAUGCAAUCUUCUUUUGAUUCUUGUGAAUGUAAGACUCCUGACAUAUAUAGAGAGAGAUUUUCAUCACAAAGGUCUAUUUUAUGUUUAGUUUAGCUGUGGUUUGGAAUUUUUAUUUUUAUUUUUUUAAAAGCUUUUAAUCUACUGAAGAGAUGAAAACCAGCUGGCAAUAUUUGUUCAGCUGUAUGAGUGGUUGCAGUCACUCCAUUUUUAAUGGCUGAUGUUCCUCCUUUCCAUGAAAGGAAAUUUUUGUAUGGGAAAAACACAUGCACACACAUAGAUCGAUCUGUCUGUCUGUCUUUGUAUACAUAUGUAAUAAAAUGAUUGAAAAGCA
Sceloporus undulatus (fence lizard) is the source of this 6794-nucleotide messenger RNA. It is a transcript of the gene FRMD1, whose product is annotated as FERM domain containing 1. Gene Ontology annotation, biological process: positive regulation of hippo signaling. The coding region runs from base 1522 to 3324 and encodes 600 amino acids. The transcript is spliced from 13 exons. NCBI's taxonomy places the organism in Eukaryota, Metazoa, Chordata, Lepidosauria, Squamata, Phrynosomatidae. The record is from RefSeq and is a predicted model, not a curated record. Gene Ontology annotation, cellular component: cytoskeleton; cytoplasmic side of apical plasma membrane.